AUGCUUCUCAAGGCCUUUUUCCUCGGCUCCCUGCUGGUGAUUGCGGCUUACGCCGAAGAGGAGGCGACCACCGCCGCCCCGAAGGAGGAGGUCACCUCGCCGGCCGUCGUCCGUGCCAAGAGGCAGUGUGGCUGCUCCGGGUGCUCGUCGUGCGGUCAGCAGCAGACUCAGUGCGUCCCCGUUUGCGUGCAGCAAUGCCAGUCCGCCUGCCAGACCUCUCAGUGCUCCAACCAGUGCCAGAGCAGCUGCCAGCAGCAGUGCGGAGUUGCCAUCGCCAUCCCUGUCCAGCAGCAGUGCAACCAGUGCCAGAACCAGUGCCAGUCGUCGUGCGGCUCCAACAUGAUCUGCUUCCAGACUUGCCAGCAGAACUCGUGCCCCCAGUGCUGCCCCCAGCAACAGUGCUGCCCCCAGAAUAACUGCCAGCAGCCCCCGCAGGUCAUCGUCCUCCAGCAGCAGCAGCAGAACCAGUGCCAGUCGCCAUGCUGCAACUCGUGCCAGUCCGCCUGCCAGAGCCAGUGCUCCACUCCCAUCUGCGUCCAGGGAUGCCAGUCCUCGUGCAACUCGCAGUGCAGCAACUCCCAGCAGCCAAUCGUCAUCGUCGUCCCCAACAACGACCAAUGCUCCUCGUCCUGCUCCAACUCGUGCCAGCAGCAGUGCCCCACCCCCGUCUGCGUCCAGACCUGCCAGAACCAGUGCCAGUCUGCCUGCGGAUGCCAGAGCAACAACUGCAACCAGCAGCAGCAGCCCAUCAUCGUCCUCCAGCAGCAGCAGAACCAGUGCCAGAACACCUGCCAGAGCCAGUGCAUGAACUCCUGCACCACCACCCAGACUGUCCUGCAGUGCCAGCCGGUCCCAGCAGAUCGUCAUCCCGUGCCAGAGCUCCGGCUCGUCGUGCUCGUGCAACUCUGGCUACUCCCAGUGCGGAGGCUCGUGCUGCCGUAUCUAAGCGUCACCCCGACUAGCCACCCACUUCGCCAUCCCCAAAACCCAUUCGCCAAUCCGAAACAAAACCUCGAGCGUGGGAGUAUUGUGCGGCCCCUUACCGAGGCCCAUCCCGUCGUGUGUCUCUCUUCGAUGGCACCUUUCACUUCGAUGCUUGAGCAAAUUCCCGAGAUGCGCGCGAGAUUAACGAGGCACCAGCCGGAUGCGGUUAGCCGGUCUUCUCUUGCUUCUUCCAAAUGUUCUUGCUGUCUACUUCCCAUUCGAUAUGUCCACAUCUCCGAACUGCUAGGCAGAAGGGCAAUGUCCUCAAAGCUACAUCAAAUGCCUGAUGAAGCGCAUUUUACCCCGCAGAGCUUGCCGGUCAACUUUGAAGACAACUAUGAGCAGGAGAUUAAGAGGCGUCUGCACAAGAAAAGAAAAUCACACAAGAAGCAUCGCCGUCAUCAUCACCACCGUCCUCACCAUCGACAGCGAGAAGGACUUGGCGAAGCCCCCGAUAAUAAGCUGCAUAUUGUGGAGAAUGGGCCGUUGUCGCAGAUUAUUACUGAGGAAAACGGCCAAACCGUUCUCACCCAUCGAUUUGACUAUGAAAAAGCCAAGAAGAAGGACGAUGGCAUUGAUGAUAUGAAGGUGGAGCGUGUGGAACGGCUAAACCUACCCGACUACGUGCAAGAAACGAAAAUCAUGCACAAGAAGAACAUCUCCCCGUCGACGCUGGCGAUUCUGCAAAAGUUGAGAGCUUCCGGAGCGCUCCUAAGCCCAGCAGCGGGAUGGCCAACGCGUCAGAUGCCGUUCGAUCGUCGUGGUGCUCCACCAGUCUUUGGAGCCCCGAUCCGAAGCGCCAUCCCGAUUGGCACAUCGCAGGGCAGCCAGCUCGCCUACAUGUAUCCUCAAAAACGGAUGUUGCUACUGCUCGGCGUUUUAUAUAUUAGCUACCUAUCAGAAGCUGCCUCUACCCUACGUGACGGCGGAGAUGACCGGGACCUAAUCGCCGUCCAACCCUCAUUUAUGGAAUUCGAAGACCCGAUAGCCCGUCGAUUAGGGUUGCUGAUGCAGCAAGAAACUAGCACAUCAGCCGCUAAAACCACUUCUCAAGCGACGAUUUCGCUGGCCCCAAGACCGAGUCCCACUCCUAGGCGCAAAAAGAUACGCCACGCCAUCGCCUUCCGCACCUAUUGGCAACCAAAAAUGUCCCAGCCAAGGCCCACGACACCUGAGCCAAUGCCGGAAUAUCCGCUUCCGGUGAAAGAUAUGUUAGUCCCUCAACCCUCGACGUCUACCUCCAGACCUUCAUCAACUGCAGAGAAACCGAUUUUGGUCGUUGAAAAUUGGCAACAGCCUGAAACGACACCAGCUGUUUCAUCACCGACGGCCACUACGGAUAUUCCAAUCCGGAUGACCACUCGGCAAUUUGCUAGAAUUCGGACCCUCGUCCCCAUCGUGCAAACCUACGAAGAUGGCCAGCGAUUUGAUGUGAAAAUGCUGCCCUCUUCACUGGGUCAAUUUGUCCCAUUGGCGCCUCUCGUUGGCGACGAGAACAGCCGAAAAAAUGCGGUCCCCGUGCUGAAGACGGUUCUACGGCCGCAACUCAUACGCGGACGUCUUGGACUUGCCGAUCGCGUCGAAUACGUGCCGUAUCGGUACGUUGCCCUGGCGUCAAGGGCCAGAACAGAAAAUGCCCGCUCGCCGCUACAAUAUCGACUGCCA
Molecule: messenger RNA, 2649 nt
Organism: Mesorhabditis spiculigera
Lineage: Eukaryota; Metazoa; Nematoda; Chromadorea; Rhabditida; Rhabditidae
Source: the annotation of a GenBank genome assembly